Molecule: messenger RNA, 1233 nt
Organism: Peniophora sp. CBMAI 1063
Lineage: Eukaryota; Fungi; Basidiomycota; Agaricomycetes; Russulales; Peniophoraceae
Source: the annotation of a GenBank genome assembly
AUGAAGUCGUCAACGGUCGCUGUUCUUGCGUUUGCUGCUUUCGCGCGGGCGUCCGAGGCGCUCGUCGAACGAUGGGGCUACAAGUCCCCCAAGCAUACCAUAUACUUCAUCACCAACGAUGCUACUGGGAACCGUGUCGUUUCGGCAGGUGUCACUGCCGAUGGGAACCUUACCGACGCCCGCUCGACUUCUGCCGGCGGUGUAGGCAUUCAUGGGCUAGGACUUGCCGGCGCUGAUGGAACAUUCUCGCAAGGUAUUCUUCAGGUAUACGAAGAGAAGAACCUGCUCGCCACCGUUAACCCCGCCAACAAUACAGCCGUUCUCUUCAGCAUCGAUCCCUUCAACCCGACCCACCUGACUAUGCUCGGGAAGCCCGUUUCCACAGAGGGUGACUUCCCGAACUCCGUGACGUUCAACGACAAGGGUGACGAGCUGUGCGUGCUCAAUACGGGUACCAACAACGGCGUGGCAUGUUUCGACGUAACCAAGCACGGUCUCAAACUGCAAAAGGACUCCGUCCGCGACCUUGGCCUCCAAAACCAGACGGUACCUGCUACAGGGCCCUUCAACACCGGCUCGCAGCUUGUCUGGACGCAAGAUCAGAAGAACCUGCUCGUUGCAGUGAAGGGCACGAUGGAGGAUCCUGGGUUCUUUGCCGUGUGGCCAUCUACCAAGAAGGGCGAGCUCGCCGCCAACUACACGCGCAUUGAUACUCCUGAAGGCGCAGGCUUACCCUUCUCCUUAACACCAGUGAAGGGGGCCAACGCGUUCAUGGCCGUCGACUUCGCGAUCGGCUUCGAUGUUCUGGACUUCAGCGAAGGCAUCGACCGCGUCAGCAGCAGUCCACGCACCACAGCUGUCAACAUCACGGGACAGAUGGCGACCUGCUGGAGCACAUACAGCCCGGUUCGUAACAGCUACUACGCCAUAGACUCAGUUGGAAGCCUGGUGCAUGAGGUGAAGUUCGAUGAAGACCUCAAGGGCACAUUGGUGAACAACUUCACUGUCCCGGAGAUGAGCGGCGCCAUAGACUCGGUGGUUGUCAACGUUGAUGGAAAGGACCUCUUCUACUCGCUUCUGGCCAACACCCUGGAGAUCGGAGUGUGGGAUCUUGACAGCAAGCCAGAACCGACACUGACAUCUUUGGUCGACCUCUCUUCGCUGACCAAUGGUACCGUACCUUUCACAUCCGGACAGGUGCAAGGAUUGGGUGUUUACACGAGAAAGUUCUGA